Molecule: messenger RNA, 2461 nt
Organism: Trichomycterus rosablanca
Lineage: Eukaryota; Metazoa; Chordata; Actinopteri; Siluriformes; Trichomycteridae
Gene: hspa5
Product: heat shock protein 5
Exons: 9
Coding region: 126-2081 (651 amino acids)
Biological process (GO): endoplasmic reticulum unfolded protein response
Cellular component (GO): membrane; cytoplasm; nucleus
Molecular function (GO): ATP-dependent protein folding chaperone; ATP binding
Source: RefSeq, a predicted model, not a curated record
CAAAGAAGAAAUACGUGAAGUAGUGAUUAAUCCAGGGGUUUUAUUAACGUUGUACACCGUCUGGUGCUUUUUCGACUGAACGCUAUUUUAUCCAACAUUUAGGAGAACCUAAUCAGGAUACCACAAUGAGGUUACUAGGCUUGGUUCUGCUGGUGGUGGGCUGUGUGUAUGCCGACGACGAUGACAAGAAGGAAAACGUUGGCACCGUGGUGGGCAUCGACCUUGGCACAACCUACUCAUGCGUCGGAGUCUUCAAAAAUGGGCGCGUUGAGAUCAUCGCCAACGACCAAGGUAACCGCAUCACUCCAUCCUACGUGGCCUUCACCAGUGAGGGUGAGCGUCUCAUCGGCGAUGCAGCAAAGAACCAGCUGACUUCCAACCCUGAAAACACAGUCUUUGAUGCCAAGAGGCUCAUUGGUCGUACGUGGGGCGACUCCACUGUGCAGCAGGACAUCAAAUACCUGCCUUUCAAGGUACUGGAGAAGAAGACCAAGCCCCAUAUUCAGGUGGACAUUGGAGCCAAUCAGUUGAAGACGUUUGCCCCUGAAGAGAUCUCUGCCAUGGUUCUUACCAAGAUGAAGGAAACUGCUGAGGCGUACCUGGGCAAGCCGGUUACACAUGCUGUUGUCACUGUACCUGCCUACUUCAAUGAUGCUCAGCGCCAGGCUACCAAAGAUGCUGGUACCAUCGCUGGCCUGAAUGUUAUGAGGAUCAUCAAUGAGCCAACUGCAGCUGCUAUUGCUUAUGGUCUGGACAAGAAAGAUGGAGAGAAGAACAUCCUGGUGUUCGACCUGGGCGGUGGCACCUUCGACGUGUCCCUCCUGACCAUCGAUAACGGCGUCUUUGAGGUGGUGGCCACCAACGGAGACACUCACCUCGGUGGUGAAGACUUCGACCAGCGCGUCAUGGAUCACUUCAUCAAGCUGUACAAGAAGAAGACCGGAAAGGACGUGCGCAAGGACAACCGUGCUGUCCAGAAGCUGCGACGCGAGGUCGAGAAGGCCAAGAGAACCCUGUCCUCUCAGCACCAGGCUCGCAUCGAAAUCGAGUCCUUCUUCGAGGGUGAGGACUUCUCUGAAACCCUGACCCGUGCCAAGUUCGAGGAGCUCAACAUGGAUCUGUUCCGCUCCACCAUGAAGCCAGUGCAGAAGGUCCUGGAAGAUUCCGACCUGAAGAAAUCCGACAUCGACGAGAUCGUGCUCGUCGGUGGCUCCACUCGUAUCCCCAAGAUCCAGCAGCUGGUGAAGGAGUUCUUCAACGGCAAAGAGCCAUCCAGAGGCAUCAACCCUGAUGAGGCCGUGGCUUACGGAGCUGCAGUGCAGGCUGGAGUGCUGUCCGGAGAGGAAGACACCGGAGACAUCGUGCUUCUGGAUGUGUGCCCCCUGACUCUUGGUAUUGAGACUGUUGGAGGAGUAAUGACCAAGCUCAUCCCCAGGAACACUGUUGUGCCCACCAAGAAGUCUCAGAUCUUCUCUACAGCCUCCGACAACCAGCCAACCGUCACCAUCAAAGUGUACGAAGGUGAGCGUCCUCUCACCAAGGACAACCAUCUGCUGGGCACCUUCGACCUGACCGGCAUCCCUCCCGCACCCCGCGGCGUCCCUCAGAUCGAAGUGACGUUCGAGAUCGACGUCAACGGCAUCCUGAGAGUCACGGCCGAGGACAAGGGCACGGGCAACAAGAACAAGAUCACCAUCACGAACGAUCAGAACAGGCUGACCCCGGAGGACAUCGAGCGGAUGGUGAGCGACGCCGAGCGAUUCGCCGGCGAGGACAAGAAACUGAAGGAGCGCAUCGACUCGCGCAACGAGCUGGAGAGCUACGCCUACUCGCUCAAGAACCAGAUCGGCGAUAAGGAGAAGCUGGGAGGCAAACUAUCCUCCGAGGACAAGGAGACCAUCGAGAAGGCCGUAGAGGAAAAGAUCGAGUGGCUGGAAUCCCAUCAAGAUGCAGACAUCGAAGAAUUCCAGGCUAAGAAGAAAGAGCUGGAGGAAGUUGUUCAGCCAAUCGUCAGCAAGCUCUACGGCAGUGCGGGCGGCCCGCCACCAGAAGAGGGCGACGCUGAGAAGGAUGAAUUGUAGGUUGUGGUGUGAUUCCAUCAGUUUUUGUUUUUUCCUCUUGACACCCUCGCCUCUCUGGACAGAAGACAGAUGUACAUAUCGUUGGACCCGAUGGACAUUUGUGAGGGAAGGUGUGAAGGGGCAGGGCAACCGUAAAGCCACGAUUAUCUUCCGAAAGACUUGACGAGAGAGUGCCGUAUGUUGCUCUUCACCGAGGUGGAGAUUUUGUCAGCCUGGAUUGAGGCUUGCUGCUGUUCUCAGGCAGUUUGAAUGGGGUGGGAGGGGUAGACGUGGGCCGUUCUGGGUUGUGUUCAAAACUCAAGUUAUUUAUUUAAGUAUGGCAAGUUUGGAUGAUGUUUCUACUGCCACCUCAUGGGAAUAAAUGUUUGAUACAAAACGGC